Glarea lozoyensis ATCC 20868 is the source of this 327-nucleotide messenger RNA. Its product is annotated as zinc finger CHY protein. Lineage: Eukaryota; Fungi; Ascomycota; Leotiomycetes; Helotiales; Helotiaceae. Bases 1 to 327 code for a protein of 108 amino acids. Gene Ontology annotation, biological process: protein import into mitochondrial intermembrane space. Gene Ontology annotation, cellular component: mitochondrial intermembrane space. The transcript has a single exon. The record is from RefSeq and is a predicted model, not a curated record. Gene Ontology annotation, molecular function: zinc ion binding.
AUGUCCACCCGUCCCCAAGUCCACGGCCUCUCCCUCACUCCUCCCACCCAAUGUGUGCACUACAACACACCCCUCGACAUCAUCGCCAUAAAACACAAAUGCUGUCUCACCUUCUACGCUUGUAUAUCGUGUCACGCCGCGCUGGCCGACCACCCACCUCAGGUCUGGAGUAAGGUGGAACGGGAGGAGAAAGCGGUAUUGUGUGGGAAGUGUGAGGGCAUCAUGAGUAUUCAGGAGUAUAUGGAUGCGGGGGAUCGCUGUGGGAAUUGUGGGGAGGGCACGAAUCCGGGGUGUAAGGGGCAUUGGGGGUUGUAUUUUGAGGUUUGA